Messenger RNA from Dufourea novaeangliae, 1471 nucleotides. Its product is annotated as MDS1 and EVI1 complex locus protein EVI1-like. The transcript is spliced from 2 exons. The record is from RefSeq and is a predicted model, not a curated record. NCBI's taxonomy places the organism in Eukaryota, Metazoa, Arthropoda, Insecta, Hymenoptera, Halictidae. Bases 95 to 1471 code for a protein of 458 amino acids.
ACCUCACCCCGGCUUCAAGGUCGUGGAAUGACGCAUAAGGUCACCACCACGAGCGACAAGCAGGAGCAAGGACGAGGGUGAUAGAGGCGGUGUGAUGAGCGGAUAUCUCGGUAGCAUCACCCUGCCCCCGACGUUGUUGCACGACCCGAAGUAUCCUCCAGCCAUGCGAGAGAAGGAUUCGAGUCCAAGAAAAAUGCCGGGCCACAUCAGCCCAAAACAAGCGAGCAUAUACCCCCUGAGCGUCCGUGUGCCGGACGUCGAAGAGUUACCGUACGAUCUGAGCCACGGCCACGGUCGCGGCCUCUCCAGUCCGACGAAUCAACAGCAACAGCAGCAACAACAACACCAACAGCCCCACAUGAGUCCCGCGGCGAGGCCACCGCAGCCCCACCAGGACGACCUGGACUGCGAGCCGCUCGAUCUUCGCGUGGAUCACAAGAAGGAGAGGCUACGGGACGAGAACCAGAACGAGAUAGAGGUACUGAACCAGAACAGCCUGGGCAACAGUCUGCCUUAUCACACGGUACUGUUCCCUCAACACCACGCCGUCCAUCCAUUAGUCCUGGAAGCCAUGUACCGGUCGCACCAUCACGGUUCACCGGUUCCGGAUCUGCCCAAGAUCCAAGUCCGAGCCCUGCCCACCAUGGUACCGCUACCACCGAACAGAUUCCCCUCCACAACCUCCUCCACAUCGUCCUCCUCGUCGCAAGCCACCGCUAGGAUACCAAGCCCCUCGGCCGGCCAACAGCAACAGCAACAACAAAGCCAUCCGACCCAACAGCAACAACCGCAGCAACAGCAACAACAACAGCAACAACAAACCUCGUCCAGUCUUCCACCGUACUCGAUCACCGUGCAAGCCGGUUUAAAACCGAAGGACCGAUACUCGUGCAAGUUCUGCGGCAAAGUGUUCCCGAGAUCGGCGAAUCUGACGCGGCAUCUCAGGACGCAUACCGGCGAGCAACCGUACAAGUGUAAAUACUGCGAAAGAAGCUUCAGCAUCUCGAGCAAUCUUCAACGCCACGUACGAAACAUCCACAACAAAGAGAAACCGUUCAAGUGUCCGCUCUGCGAUCGAUGUUUCGGCCAGCAGACCAAUCUCGACAGACACCUGAAGAAGCACGACGCUGACGGACCGACGAUACUCGACGAGGUCCGAUCGAGGUACCACGGACAGCUGCCGAGGGCGGACGAUUCCUAUUUCGAAGAGAUCCGUAGCUUCAUGGGGAAGAUCACCUCGCAACGGCAAGGUAUACCGUACUUCCCUGGAUUGCUCGGCCACGGGGCGGACGAUUUCCGGAACGACAAACAACAGCUUCAGCUGGAGGAGAAACGUGGCGACUCGUCGUACUUCAGCGAUCGGGAUAACCUUAGCUCGAGGUCGAGCAGCACCACCAGCAGACCGGAAAGCGUGCAGGAGGAACAGAGGGACGUCAGUUCGCCGCCGUUGUCACCCGGGAACAAUACCUGA